This is a messenger RNA of Aspergillus versicolor CBS 583.65, 522 nucleotides long. RefSeq lists its product as uncharacterized. Bases 1 to 522 code for a protein of 173 amino acids. The transcript is spliced from 3 exons. NCBI's taxonomy places the organism in Eukaryota, Fungi, Ascomycota, Eurotiomycetes, Eurotiales, Aspergillaceae. The record is from RefSeq and is a predicted model, not a curated record.
AUGGGAACAACCUCCGUGCGCCGCAACCUCUUCCAAAACCACCUCAGCAGGCGCCCAGUCUCCACGUCCGGUCCAAGUAGCGGGCCUUCGGGUCUUUCCUCCCAGGUGGCACAGCCGAAUGCCCCUGAAUCCAAUUCUUCCCUGGCUGUCGGCUCUAUGGAUGAUAAUGAGAUUGUGGUAAAGGACAAAAAUGGAAGCUACAAGCUAGAAAUUCCUGUGUUGCCGCCUAUCAUGGGUGACGACGGGGACGACAUGGAAGGCAUUGAGGCGGGAGGAGGCCCUGGUGGAAACCCCACAGGCGCCACAGCGGCUAGUUCUACAGGACAAGGUGAGAUGAAUGGCGGAGAGAAAUGCAAGAUUGAAGCGGGCCUGGUAGAAAUGAUGUACCGAAAUCGAAACAGACAAAUGAGCAGCGAACCGCAUGAAAUUCUAAAUCUCGUUCACCAGAGUCUCGCAAACAGAGUGGCUACAUUGGAGGAGGACAAUUGGAUGUACGAAGCUGAAACUAAUAGCCGUGCAUAG